ACGUGGAUCAUAUUAUUUUGACGUAAACCUUAGUCAGCGAAUUCCUCCUUUGUUAUUGAAUUGCGGAAGCGCGAGUUUGGAAUCCCGGAAAAUUGAGUCGAGUGUUUGGUAUCAGUCACGAUGGAGCGGGCUCGAGGCGAAGUCGUGCUCGUCACAGGUGCCCAAGGUUUUUUGGGUCGACACGUGGUCAGGCACUUACGAAAGGAUGAAACGGUGAAAGAAAUUCGCGAACUGGAUAAGCAGCCUAGCGAUCAAUCGGAAAAUGGUGAUGAAGCGGUAACCGAAGAUGGAAAACUAAUGAAAACUUAUCAGAGAGAUUUAAAAGACAUGGAAUCUUGUCGUUCGGUUCUCAAAGACGUUGACGUUGUUCUCCACUGUGCAGCUCUCGUGUCCUACGAAUUCCCACCCUCCAAAGAAGCCCUUCGUGCAAACAACGUAUUAGCAACGGAAAAUUUGUUGAAGCUGUGCAUAGAGGAGGGUGUGAACCGUUUUAUUUAUUGCAGCACGACUGAAGUGACACUCCAGUCAUAUGGAAGGGGCGGAUUCAUUUCUGUCGUCAUUUAUGCCAAUGAGACGAAAUCCGGCACACCGGAAAAUGGAGAUAAAUUGAUUUUCGGAGAAUACGCCGCGUCGAAACUGGAAGCUGAAAAAUUGGUUCUCCGAGCCAAUGAAAAAUCUUUGGCAAAUGGAAAAGGAGUCCUGCACACGCUCUCUUUAAGGCCGUCUUUUCUGUAUGGCGACGGUGACGAAAAAUUCAUUGGAAAAUUUCUCAAAAUUGGAAAAAAUCGAGGAAACUCUUUGCUGCGUCUCGCUGGUGUUGGCGGAAAGCAGCAAAUCACGUAUGUAGGUAAUGCGGCAUGGGCUUUCAUAUGCGCGAAAAACGCAUUGAGAGAGAGCCCUGAAUCAGUAGCCGGACUCCCGAUUACGAUCACCGACGAUACUCCCGUUAUUGACGUUUUGCGCUUCUGUCAAAAAGUUUCAAAAGACAGUAAAAAUUGCGUGAGCCCAUCAGCUUGGAAUAUUCCGUCGUUGUUCUCCUAUUUGUGCGGUUGGAUCGUUGAAAUCUUAACGAACUUUGAUCCAGGAUUUUUCGGCAAAUUACCGAUAGCGCCGAGAAGCGUGGUAGCUUAUAUGGGGUCAUUGAUAUUGUACGAUCGAACGAGAGCCUCGAUUCAUCUGAAUUACGAUCCUUAUUACUCAGCAGAUGAAUCCUUGACUCGGGCCUCUAACUACUAUUGUAAAUUACUGGAUAAUUAAUUGUUUGGAUAAUUAUCCAAAUGUAUUUCAGGAAGCAUUAUUUUAUUGAAAAAGUCCUUAUUUCUAGAUUUGAAACGAUAAAUAAAAAGUAAAAAACGUUAUGAUGGUAAUGAAAAACUCGCUUUUUUACAUUCACGUGGAAUCGAAUUUAGAUCAUCGUAUGUUUUCCGGUUGAUUUUUCAGACGUCAACAUCUUCCUCGAGCACUUUAACUUGGGAAAUCAAUUCACUUAUAUCUUUGCCCCUGUAACAAAUAUUAUUGUAUGCAUUUAUGAAGUAAAAAUAAACGGAAACGUUAAUACGGAAUAAUAAACGCAAAUUAAACGCA
This is a messenger RNA of Venturia canescens, 1584 nucleotides long. Its product is annotated as 3 beta-hydroxysteroid dehydrogenase/Delta 5-->4-isomerase type 4. The coding region runs from base 121 to 1257 and encodes 378 amino acids. Gene Ontology annotation, molecular function: 3-beta-hydroxy-Delta5-steroid dehydrogenase (NAD+) activity. Lineage: Eukaryota; Metazoa; Arthropoda; Insecta; Hymenoptera; Ichneumonidae. Gene Ontology annotation, biological process: steroid biosynthetic process. The transcript has 5 exons. The record is from RefSeq and is a predicted model, not a curated record.